AUCAUACCAUACAAACAAACAAACAAAAAUCCCUUUCCUCUUCCCUCCACCCACGCGCCGCCGCCUGAAUCGGCCUUCUCUCCUUCUCGUCGGUCGGGGCAGUCCACAGCUGAAUCAAUUUUUUUUUUUUUUUACGAAAAUUGAGCUAGGAUUACGGUUUCUGUGCUCUUUCGAAUGUGAUUCCAAUUUUUUUUUAGUGACAGUGAGCUUCUGGUGAAUUUUUCAUGUACUGAAGAACUUUUGAGCAAAUGGAGGAGCAAAGCCUAACAAAAAAGUUAAAAGGGUCAGAUGGACUUCCAGUGCCAGUCCUUAAAGAAUUACCAAGACUUGAACGUGAAUUGGAUGGUCAGACAGCCGGAAGUUAUGGAAAUUCUGAUGCUGACAAAACUCAAGGGAAUAAUGGGGCUGAGAGCAAGCAAACCAGUGAUAUUGAUAGGAGAGUCCUUGCUCAGGUCACUUCUUCAACAGAUUGGGAGGCAAACGAGACUUCUUCAAAUUUCUCUGACAAUACGGUGCCUCCUAUGAAUUUUAUUGGGUAUGUUGGAUCCUCAUGCGAGAAAACAGGAAAUAUGUCCGAUUGUGUUGCUUCUGUGGGAGCAGGGACGUCUUCUAAUGGCAUGACUAUGGAUGAAAGGCUUUUGAAACGUGAGAGAAGGAAACAGGCUAAUAGAGAAUCCGCAAGGAGGUCUAGGAUGAGGAAACAGGCUGAGUACGAGGAACUCGUGAGAAGGUGGGACUCCUUGAAUAUGGAGAAUAAUGCCCUUAAGUCCGAAUUAGGACAACUCAAAGGCGAUUCAGAAAAAUUGAGGCUUGAAAAUGCUGCACUAAUGGCGAAGCUGGGAUGUGCAGCGGUGGAUCAGCAAGGAGACACAGUUUCAGAUAAGGCCGAAACUAAUUCGGCCUUACUGAAUAGUAGUACUGAGAAAGUAGUUGAAAUUUCUAAUGAUUCUAAUAGGAAUGAGAACUCAGAUAAUCCUGAAGCCAAGCUUCAUCAGUUGUUAAAUCCAAGCACAAGAACUGAUGCAGUUUCUGCUAGAUGAUCAAUAACAGCAGCUAUUAGAUUAGGUGAGCUAGAUUCUAGAAGAGAGAACAACAAAGCUAUAAAAAAAUGGCAUAAUUUGGUUUUUCCUUUCCCCAUUGUGUGAGGAUUUAUUAUUGUACUGGUCACUAUGGCAACACAUUAGGAUAGUUGUAAGUGUAUCAUCAUUACCUUAUGAUUAUGAACAUUAGCUCUGGUUCAGAACAUUACAGAUUUAGAAGGAAAUUUAUUUGUAUUGAUGAUUGUACUCGAGGGAUAUCGUUAUAUUAUGAAAUAUGGGAUCUGAAUCAAUUCUCAAGUUAUGGAAUUAGGGAAUGGGAAUAAAGAAUGUGAUUUAUUAUC
This is a messenger RNA of Cannabis sativa, 1381 nucleotides long. RefSeq names its product G-box-binding factor 3. Gene Ontology annotation, cellular component: nucleus. Lineage: Eukaryota; Viridiplantae; Streptophyta; Magnoliopsida; Rosales; Cannabaceae. The record is from RefSeq and is a predicted model, not a curated record. Gene Ontology annotation, biological process: regulation of DNA-templated transcription. Bases 249 to 1040 code for a protein of 263 amino acids. The transcript is spliced from 7 exons. Gene Ontology annotation, molecular function: DNA-binding transcription factor activity; sequence-specific DNA binding.